Messenger RNA from Eleginops maclovinus (Patagonian blennie), 2226 nucleotides. RefSeq names its product tubulin alpha-1B chain-like. Gene Ontology annotation, cellular component: cytoplasm; microtubule. Gene Ontology annotation, molecular function: structural constituent of cytoskeleton; GTP binding. Gene Ontology annotation, biological process: microtubule cytoskeleton organization; mitotic cell cycle. The record is from RefSeq and is a predicted model, not a curated record. Bases 154 to 1515 code for a protein of 453 amino acids. The transcript is spliced from 4 exons. Lineage: Eukaryota; Metazoa; Chordata; Actinopteri; Perciformes; Eleginopidae.
CAAUUUCGCCGCGUAAGAGUGUAUAAAUAGCCCCGCCUAGGAGAAGCUCAUCAGUUACUUCUUACACUGGACUCAUAAAGGCCCUGCUGUGAGAGAUAACUUUGCCUUUACCUCUUCUAAAUCAAAACCCUCUGACUUCACAUCUUCAUAAAAAUGCGUGAGUGUCUCUCAAUCCACGUCGGUCAGGCUGGUGUCCAGAUUGGCAAUGCCUGCUGGGAGCUUUACUGCCUGGAACAUGGGAUCCAGCCGGACGGCAGGAAGCCCGGUGACCAGAACAUCUCAGGAGGAGGAGGAGAUGAUUCCUUCAACACCUUCUUUAUGGAGACUGGAGCUGGAAAGCAUGUCCCCAGAGCUGUUUUUGUGGACCUGGAGCCCACUGUCAUCGAUGAGGUGCGCUCUGGGACCUACCGCCAGCUGUUCCACCCUGAGCAGCUGAUCACUGGCAAGGAGGAUGCUGCCAACAACUACGCCCGUGGACACUACACCAUCGGCAAGGAGGUUAUCGAUCUAGUGAUGGACAGGAUCAGAAAACUGUCCGACCAGUGUACAGGUCUCCAGGGUUUCCUGGUUUUCCACAGCUUCGGUGGUGGCACAGGGUCUGGUUUCACCUCCCUGCUGAUGGAGCGUCUGUCUGUCGACUACGGCAAGAAGUCAAAGCUGGAGUUCUCCGUAUACCCAGCUCCCCAGGUGUCCACCGCUGUGGUGGAGCCCUACAACGCCAUCCUCACCACCCACACCACCCUGGAGCACUCUGACUGCGCCUUCAUGGUUGAUAACGAGGCCAUUUACGAUAUCUGCCGUAGAAACCUCGAUAUCGAGCGCCCCUCUUACACCAACCUGAACAGGUUAAUGAGUCAGAUUGUGUCCUCCAUCACUGCCUCCCUUCGCUUUGAUGGUGCCCUCAAUGUUGAUCUGACAGAGUUCCAGACCAACUUGGUGCCCUAUCCCCGUAUCCACUUCCCUCUGGCCACCUAUGCCCCUGUCAUCUCCACAGAGAAAGCUUACCAUGAACAGCUCUCAGUGGCAGAAAUUACCAAUUCCUGCUUUGAGCCAGCCAAUCAGCUGGUGAAGUGCGACCCACGCCACGGUAAAUACAUGGCCUGCUGCCUUUUGUAUCGUGGUGAUGUGGUGCCCAAAGAUGUGAACGCUGCCAUUGCAACCAUCAAAACAAAGCGCUCUAUCCAAUUUGUAGACUGGUGCCCCACUGGUUUCAAGGUGGGCAUCAACUACCAGCCACCCACUGUAGUUCCUGGUGGAGACCUGGCCAAGGUCCAGAGGGCUGUGUGCAUGCUGAGCAACACCACUGCUAUUGCAGAGGCCUGGGCUCGGCUUGACCACAAGUUUGAUCUGAUGUACGCUAAGCGUGCCUUUGUGCACUGGUAUGUGGGGGAGGGUAUGGAGGAGGGAGAGUUCUCUGAAGCCAGAGAGGACAUGGCCGCUCUGGAGAAGGAUUACGAGGAAGUUGGAGCUGAUAGUCUGGGAGAUGAGGAGGAUGAGGAAGGAGAAGAGUAUUAGAAAGGCAAACAUUCCACUUAAUUGAUCUCUGAUCCAUGCUGUUUUAUUAAUGUCAAGAAAAUAAAGUUUGUUCAUUGACUGAACCUGAACCUAUGGUUUUCUCUCUUCAAUAAACUCACUGUUCUGUUAAACAUGACCUAUCUGCCUACAUGGGUUGUAUGCAUUUGUUUGCUCAGUUUAAUCAAAUGUUUUCACUACAGAGAUGCUAUUGUCAAUUUAGUCACUUGGGGGCAGUGGUGUUUACCAUUUUAUAUAUAUUUGUUCUCAACAGACCAGGCAUUGGCAAUCUUAACUGCUAAAUUAAUCACAAAAUUAUGUCCCAACAUCAGAUGAUUAAAGAAUACCAUUUGCACAUCCUACACUUAUUGAUUUAAGAUGGGAUUUGUGCUUUAGUGACAAGAUCCGAGUCCAACCCCGGUCUGGUCUAAAAUAGGGUGUGGUAUUCACUCUGGCCCAAGGGAGGGAUAGUGAGGGGGUUGGGGGCUCUCAUGCUGGCAGACAGGUGGUGUUUAAAAAUAUUUAGUUCUGCUGUUCCCAGACUGGACAAUGAAUGAAAGGAGUACAUGAAACGUGUAAAGCCAACAUUGACGGAGGCUACAUGGUGUUAAAAAAGAUGUGUGUUUUCACAGGUGUUGUAAAAGUAUUCUUUAUUCUCAGUUCUGUAAUUUUUCACCAUGUUCGGUUACAAAUAAAUGGUCUUCUUGAUUUUGA